UGGAUGUGUUCCUAGUCGUCAUCACAUGUCAUAAAGUGUGGUAUGUUGCUAUACUUCCUCCAUUGGUCACUGUAAGCUUUUCCUUUUCUUCCCUCCAUCCACCUCUCAGUCAUAUGACAUAUCAGGCACAUCCUCAACAGCUUUUAUUGCAUAUUAGGUUUCUUUCUUUAGCAGAAUUGUCACGAGAGAGAGAGAGAGAGAAAGAGAGAGAGAGAGAGAGAGAGAGAGAGAGAGAGAGAGAGAGAGCUCACUUGCAGCUUCAUCUCAAAUAAACUUUCUCACUCAAUACCUUGGAGAAUUUAGGAGUCUGAUCACAUGGCAAAAUCUAGUUGGGGUUUUGUUUUUUCUGGUAUAAGAAUUGGUUUACAGUUUAUAAAGCACUGCUUUUUUCUGGGUUUUUGGAUCCCCUACUUAAUUUUUUUGACCAGCUGAGUUAUACAAUUUAUAAAUUAUUGGGUCUUGUUCCCUUUCCUCCUUCAUAGGCUUCAUUGGGUUCUGCACAGCUUUAAUUUGGCCUCCCCAAUGAAUAUUUGAACCUUAGCCUGUCUGUCUGUCUGUCUGUCUGUCUGUCUCUCUCUCUCUCUCUCUCUCUCUGUGUCUAUCCCCCACACUAUUAUAAUGUUCACACUGGUCUGCGUUGGAUUACAACACUGAGGGAGUUGGUUGGUUAACUGGGAAGGGCAGAUCGGGUGUAGAGAUUACUUGUGUUGGGAAAUUCUGUUUGGCUUUAGAUUUGUGUCUCUGUUUGUUUGGCUAAGAAGUUUGUGCUGGUUGUUGCAAUGGGGAAGCUAAGUUUGGGCGGAGUGCUGGACAGGUUUUGUCUUUCUUCUGCUGGCUCAGGUUCUUGUUUCUGCUUGAACUGGUCGAAACACCAAGACGAGUUCGAAAGAAGUCCGUUGGUAACCGGCGAAAAGGAUCAGUUUCUAAAACUGAAGGAUGUCGUUGCCGGAAAACAGACGUUGGCCUUUCAGUUGAAGCCCAAGAUGGUUAUGCUAAGGGUUUCCAUGCACUGUCAUGGAUGUGCCAAAAAAGUUGAGAAGCAUAUCUCAAAGAUAGAAGGCGUAACUUCUUACAAAGUAGACUUGGAGAGCAAGAUGGUGGUUGUGAUUGGAGACGUUCUUCCUCUCGAAGUGCUAGAGAGCAUCUCCAAGGUUAAAAGUGCUGAGAUUUGGAACUCCUCAUGAUGAAAUGAGGAACAAAAUAUAGGCACUAUGAUAUACACUUUUAAGUUCGGUCUAUGUACCCUAUAUAUGCAAUUGCAAUCUCUUGUCGAAUGAUAUCGAUCGCUAGGCAUCUUAAUUGUAAGAUGGCGUUGUAUAUAUUAUCAUUGCCAGAUUAACUUGGGUUUGAGAGUGCUAUCUGACGUCGGAAAUGAGUGUCUUGUAAUAGUUAUUUAGAGAGUAAUGUUUGAGACCAUAUAUUUAAAUUAUAUUUUGUGAA
Messenger RNA from Pyrus x bretschneideri (Chinese white pear), 1440 nucleotides. Its product is annotated as protein SODIUM POTASSIUM ROOT DEFECTIVE 2-like. The record is from RefSeq and is a predicted model, not a curated record. Lineage: Eukaryota; Viridiplantae; Streptophyta; Magnoliopsida; Rosales; Rosaceae. The transcript is spliced from 3 exons. Gene Ontology annotation, molecular function: metal ion binding. Bases 780 to 1184 code for a protein of 134 amino acids.